AUGACAGAUCUCAUUAAGCAGCUACCAACCCACGACGGCACUGGCACUUUCUCCAACGGCGACGACCUCGACCUGUGCAGUUUCACACCCACCUCAUUUGAUUCAUCCCUCCCUUCCAAUUUGUCCGGCGAUUUGUUUGAUUUCUUUACAGACGACAGUGAUAAGUCACCUCAGUCUAAGCUUGUCAGUGACGUUGUAAGCAGACGUAGAAAAUCUUCAGCUGCGUCGUUGUGCUCUAGUUGCCAGCAGCAUCAAUCUCAACUCAGCUCCUCGAUAUUCGCUCAGAGUGCAGGUUUAUACAAGAAAACAAGUGUUGACUGCACUCACAUCGAACCACCCCAGUCGAGCAUCGUAUCUUAUCUCGCAUCUUACCUAGUUCUCACUCUUAAAUCACUACACCUGAUAUAG
Messenger RNA from Wallemia ichthyophaga EXF-994, 408 nucleotides. RefSeq lists its product as uncharacterized. Lineage: Eukaryota; Fungi; Basidiomycota; Wallemiomycetes; Wallemiales; Wallemiaceae. The transcript has a single exon. The coding region runs from base 1 to 408 and encodes 135 amino acids. The record is from RefSeq and is a predicted model, not a curated record.